Messenger RNA from Cladocopium goreaui, 768 nucleotides. Lineage: Eukaryota; Dinophyceae; Suessiales; Symbiodiniaceae. The record is from the annotation of a GenBank genome assembly.
AUGCUGGAAGGCGAUGAGUCGACGCUGCUGGGUGAUGUUCGGCAGCUAGAAGGUAUGGAUGAUGAGUCAUGCCGCGUGAUUGCCGGGCCCUUUGCCAUCGGCGUGCAAUUGUUUCUGGCCUUUGUGGUGCUGUGUACGCUGCUUUACAAGCGGUACCAGGAAAAACCACAGCGAGGCUUAGUGAUUUGGUUGAUGGACAUUUCGAAACAGGGAUUUGCCAUGUCCUUGCAGCACUUUGUGAACGUCGCCCUCGCGGUCAUUUUUGCGGGGCAAAAAGGUAGAGCAGGUGAAUGCAUAUGGUAUAUCACCAAUUUCUGCAUCACCGUCGUUGGUGGACUCGUUGUAUUGACCUGCUGGAUGAAGAUCCACGGCUAUGUCAUCGAGCAGUACCAACUGACCUGGCUCAAAAGCGGCCAGUAUGGUGGUGACGGAACACCUGGAUCCGCCUAUGAUGUUCGAAUAUGGCUUGUGCAGACCUUCUAUUGGGGCCUGAUUUGUUGUAUGGAGAAGUUCCUGGUGGCGGGUUUGGUGAUUUAUCCCCUGCAUCCACGCAUUGAUGCGGUGAUUGCCCCCUUGGAAGAGCCAUGGAGGCCAUAUCCGAAGAUGGAGCUGAUCUUCGUGAUGUUAAUCGCGCCCAGUAUCCUCAAUCCUCUCUGGUCCUGGAUCAUUGACAAUCUCGUCAAGGAUCCAAAGUGGGGUCAUGGACACGCUGCCCAUGAUGACGUCAAGGGCUACAGCUAUGGCGCAGCAGAAACCCUGGAACAUUAG